AACUUCGAAUAACUUUGAUCUAACAGUCAGUUGAAAAAUUUAAAACAUCAGAUAUACCAGCAAAAAAGUUGCUUUGAGACUCACUUUCCGGAUUCCCUGUACUCCAACCGGCAGCAACGCCCGUUUGUCCUAUCAGGCUGCUCCCAAGAGCAGUCGACCCGUUCAAGGCUAUCCCUCCGAGCGCAAUAUGUGCGCAUGUCCCUGUUCCGGAAGGGGUCUACCACCUCAGGGCAAAGACCCCGAAUCCUGCCCAGCUCCAGGUCCUGGGGGUGGAGGCGGUGGUCGCGGAGGGGGGGCUGGUGCUGGUGGUCCUCCCCAGAAGCGUCAACCCUGUGGUCCCAAGCCUUGCGGCGGAACCCAGUGCACUAAAUGCGCGAAGGUCGGCAAAGAUGGCCCUGGUGGAAAAGGUGGUCCCGCUAGUAGGAGCGCACCAGGCGGUGGCUCCGGUGGACCCUCGGGUCUAGCGGCGCCACCUAACAAUCGAGGUCCGGCGGCUCUGGGAUUAGGUGCCCUGCUCUUUGCCCUCGGGGUCUUCCUCACAAUAAAACUGGGUAUCGUGGCCAAUGAAAUCGGAUGAAACCACCCAGAACGAGAUUGGCCCAGUCCAGGAUCUCAUUCAAGAUCAUUAAUAAGCAAAGGCGUUGCAUUGAUUUGGGCGGGGUACAAAUUAAAUUCCAAAUUGAAAAUAUAAA
Molecule: messenger RNA, 692 nt
Organism: Drosophila biarmipes
Lineage: Eukaryota; Metazoa; Arthropoda; Insecta; Diptera; Drosophilidae
Product: myosin heavy chain IB
Exons: 2
Coding region: 188-577 (129 amino acids)
Source: RefSeq, a predicted model, not a curated record